Molecule: messenger RNA, 1317 nt
Organism: Colletotrichum abscissum
Lineage: Eukaryota; Fungi; Ascomycota; Sordariomycetes; Glomerellales; Glomerellaceae
Exons: 2
Coding region: 1-1317 (438 amino acids)
Source: RefSeq, a predicted model, not a curated record
AUGUCAGACGACGAGUUCGGCGGCCCGGAUGGCCCACCCGGCAGCGCCGGCGGAGACCGCGACAAGCGUGCACCGCGCUUCAGCUGGACGCCCGCCUACGAGGCCACCUUCUUCCGAUCCCUUUGCGACUCGGUCCAGCUAGGCUUGCGCGAGAACCACUCCUUCAAGGCCGACGCCUGGGAUCGCGCCGCCACCGCUCUUCGCGAGAAGCACGGCGCAUAUCCCACAAAGAGCCAUCUCGUCAACAAGUCGGAUAAUGCGCGCAAGAAAUUUCGUCUCUGGCGCGGCCUUCGCGAGGACCCCGAGUUCCUCUACAACCCGACCACCCGUACCGUCACCGCGUCCGAGGAGGCCUGGAAAGCGCAUAUCGAGAAAGAGCCGUUAUCGCGCGCGUUGCGUGGUCGGCCAUUCGACCAUGAAUCGUUCAUGGAAAUCCUGUAUCCUGACGUCGUUGGUUCUGGAGGUGCUCCUAAACGUAUCAUGAAGCCGAAGCGAAAGGGUCCCGAUGUGAUUCAAGGAUCCGAAGACCCGGAUAUGCCGGGCACCGCAGUCCUCGAUCUUCAGGUUGAGCCGCCUUACGGAACCUCCUCACAGACGGGCAUUAACCACCAAGUACAGCCUCGCGGCUCCGUAAGCCAGUCUCCCGUAGCACAAGUCCAACAGCCCAUGAUACCCCAACAGCAACAUCAGCCACAGCAGCAACAACAACAACAAAUACAGCAGCAGCAGCAGCAACAGCACCAGCAACCACAGCAGCAACAGCAACGGCCCACUUCCACCGCGAUUCCGCCUAGGACGCAUAUCGCAGGCACGAGCGCUUUGACGCCCCCCGAGGAAACUGCUACAGGACGCAAAAGAUUUCCCCAGCAAGUAUCGACAUCCGACACUGGCGGCAAAGCGCCGACGGCGCCCAUGGGCCCACCGGCGCAACCGGCAGAGAAGCGCCGACGUGUAUCAGGCUACACGAAUCCCGCGCAAGCAUCGGGGCCAGGCGCAUCAAACAGCCACAGCCACAGUCACGGCAACGACGCCACGACGGCAAACAUGGUCUCCGCCGGCAAGCAGCUGAUGGAGGACGGGCUGAUCAAGAUCGCCGACGCUCUCCGCGGCCGGAGCCCACCGCGGUGGCCCGAGCAGGCGAUUGACAUCUUCUUCCGCGACUUCUCUGACGAAGACAUGGACCUCCAGCUUAAGAUUGCGGAGAAGGCUCUCGCGGAUGACAACAAGGCCAUGAUCUUUUGCAAGAUGUCGCCGGCGCUACGCAAGCACUGGGUCAAGCGCCUGAGAGAGCUGCACAACAACAGCCGCAACACGUAA